Messenger RNA from Daphnia pulicaria, 2134 nucleotides. RefSeq names its product small conductance calcium-activated potassium channel protein-like. The coding region runs from base 467 to 2014 and encodes 515 amino acids. Gene Ontology annotation, molecular function: calmodulin binding; small conductance calcium-activated potassium channel activity. The transcript has 8 exons. NCBI's taxonomy places the organism in Eukaryota, Metazoa, Arthropoda, Branchiopoda, Diplostraca, Daphniidae. The record is from RefSeq and is a predicted model, not a curated record. Gene Ontology annotation, cellular component: neuronal cell body; neuron projection; plasma membrane. Gene Ontology annotation, biological process: potassium ion transmembrane transport.
CAUUUUAUUUGUAAGACAAAUAAUUCCUUCCGUGCGUAACCAACGUGUUUAAAGUCACAUUACAUUAGACAUUUGAAGCCCCCUGAGCGACUGUAACGAUCACGUAACCAAAAAAGCAUUCUGCAGUCUUUCCGUCCUUGGCUCUGUGAUAAGUGAGAUGGCCAUGAAAUUACUACAGCCAUUGAGCCAUGUUCCUCGGGCUACGUGUUUGCAAUAAAUAGCCUAGCAAGUUCUUUUGGUAGAAACCAAAUAAGGCGGAAAGAGGAAUGAGCCAACGCCUUGAUCUUGGGUUGUAUAAAUGAAAAACACCGGAAAAUAUCCUUGUAGUGUCAGUCUAGUGACUAACUCGACAACUUCUUCGACGACCGGGAAUUUUUUUUUUCCCCAACACGCCAUCAAUUGUUUGCGCUACUGUCGAAAUCUUUGUUCACGAAAACGGAAUGAAACUUGACUGAAAGUGACAAAUAUGGUGUUGAACAAUCCACUGCACAGUGUCCACACGGAAUACCCGCGUUACAAUGAAAAUGGAGGCAAGCAACAACAACCAGUUGGUAACGAAAGUGAAGAAAUUGGUAAAAGCUGGAAUCUAACCGCUCCGGAUAGGAUCUCUUUGGACAACUUGUCGAUUAAAGCACCCGGAAGGGCUGCAUCCAGCGGCGAACAGAUGUCGUCCGCAUUGUUCCCAAUGAGUAGAAAACGUCUUUCGGCUCUCACUGUUAGCAAAAGGUGGAAAAAAGUUAGUCAUCAACUACAUACGCGGAAAUUACUUUUUGAAAAGCGCAAGCGAAUUAGUGAUUUUGCCCUAGCCGUCGGCAUGCUUGGCAUCAUCAUCAUGAUAAUUGAGAACGAAUUGGCUAGCGCCGGCGUCUACACUAAAUCAUCAUUAUAUUCUUUCUCCUUAAAAGCGGCGAUAUCAUUCACAACCAUGAUUCUUCUGGUAUCCGUAAUGAUUUACCAUAGCUUCGAAGUCCAGAUAUUUCUGAUACAAAACUGCGUGAAUGAUUGGCGGAUCGCCAUGACGUGGCAACGGAUAAUUCAAAUGAGUUUUGAGUUGCUCAUUUGCGCCAUUCAUCCAAUUCCUGGCGAACCAUACUUUUUCUGGAAGACUAAUCACACCAUUGACGUCACUCUCGGUCUGCCCAUGCUCUUCCGAUUUUACCUUAUCGGCCGAGCCAUGCAUCUGCACAAUAAACUUUUUACAGACACAACCUCGAGAUCGAUCGGGGCCUUCAAUAACAUCGCAUUCGACACACGAUUCAUCUUCAAGACACUGAUGGCCAUUUAUCCCGGCACCGUCCUUCUCGUUGUGGUAGGUUCGCUGUGGAUCGUCGCCAGUUGGACUAUGCGGCAGUGCGAACGCUAUUACGAUGAAGAAUACAACAAUUUACUCAACACCAUGUGGCUGAUAAUGAUUACGUUUCUGACCAUCGGCUACGGCGACAUGUUUCCCAAGACAUACUGCGGCAGAAGUAUCAGUGUCGCCACUGGAUUUAUGGGAGCCGGCUGUACGGCGUUACUGGUAGCUGUCAUCUUGAAGAAAAUGGAGUUGACCCAAGCCGAGAAACGCGUCCAUGAUCUAAUGAGAGAUACUCAAUUCACCAAAGAGUUGAAAAAUGCGGCUGCCAAUGUUUUACGAGAGUCGUGGCUCAUUUACAAAAACACGAAAUUAGUUAAACGCGUCAACCCAGGUCGAGUACGGAAUCACCAGCGCAAGUUCUUGCAAGCCAUCCAUUCAAUGCAAAACGCUAAAAUGAAGCAUCGUAACUUGAUGGACGACCUUCAAGUCCGCAACAACCCAAAUAACAAUAUGGACGACCAGAAUGACGCCAAUAAAAUGACUUCUGAAAUAUAUGCACGCCAAAAUAUUUUGGAGGCACGACUGAGCUCACUGGAAAAUAAGUUGGUAGUUCUCCAGGAAACUCUAGCAACUCUGCCGGAAGAAAUUUCGCGUCACUUGACUAUGACCCAGCUCAAUAAUUCUUCUCGCAACCUUCGACACACCCUAUUUUCAUAACGACCAAAACUGUGGUGAUUUAUUCUGAUUUCUUUAUGCUCUUCACUCGUGGAACAUAUGAACUUUAUAUAUGCUGUAUCAGUUAAAAAGAUUCUAUUGCAUAAAAUAACUUACAUUAAA